ACAUAUCCUUCUAGUACAAGUCUGAGUUAUCUACACACGUUUUAAUCUCCUGCUAAAGAAAUGUGUAACAGACAACUCUUUCAUAUUUAAGCCAAAAUAAUUAAAAUAAAUAGGUUAACUUCAUUUUAAAAUUAAAAGGAAAUUAAACUUUAUUGGAAUACCUUGAAAUAUGAUUGACGACGAGGCUGAUGUUUCUUUUAAAGAGUUGGUAAGUUUUAGCUACACGAUAUUUAUAAUUAUAAUUUAUAAUGAAUAAUAAUGUCUGUACUACUGUAACUGUACUGUACUCUGAUGAGUCUGAUGACAUUAUUAAUUAUGAUUAUGAAUCAUGAAUAUCAUGAUACUGAUUGUAAAUUAUUAUUGACUAAAACUAAAUAGUAAGGAAUUGAAAGAUUGUUGUGGUUGUAUUGACGGCUAUGGCCCUCAUCAUUGUCAAUAGUAUAGUAUUAGUAUGGCUAAAAAUAUUAAUUUAUCAUGUAGAUGUACCUGGGUAAUCCCUCCUUAUACUAGAAACUAGAAGCCCUAAAAACUCAUGAGACAUGAUAAAUUAAAUAGAUAAAUUAAAUAGUGGAACAAGCUGAUAUUAUUAGUGUUAGUCAGUCUUGAAAAGGAAAGUAAAGAAAAGAUAGAACAGUUAAUUAGAAUUAGAGGGACUUUUAAUUUUGGUAAAUUUACGCAAUCUGUGCCAUGGCAUUUUGCAUAGCCGCCUUUGUGGUUGUCAUGACCUGUGCCUAUGAAGGUCACAAGUUAUGCAACCAAGAUUUUGAUGGGGGCUGUGUAAAAAUCAAAGUGACACUAACACACGUCUGGUAAAUCGGGGAGGGUAAAGAGGAUGAAAAUGAAUUUUCAAACAAAAACUCCUUUUAUAAAAAUGAUCAGACCAGCAAAUGGACCUCACUUUUAUAAAAUAAUUAACCUCUCUUUGAAACAUUAAUUUAAAAAAGUCAUCAAUCAAAGCAUUCCAUUGGCAUAUUAAUAUUUAAAAAAAGAAAAGUCAACUCAAUUAACAAUUCAAAGCUAAAAAAAAGAAGGGUUCACACUGAUUCACACAUACACAGAAACUCAGGGUGGUGCCGGAGUGCCUUAAUCACAAAUUAGGAUUUUGAUCGCUGUUCUGUUCUUAUGAGAUACAAGUUUCUCUCGCCCACCCCACCCCUGUUUUUUUAAUACAUUGAUACAAAUGUGAAGGACUUUUAUUGAGUGCAUAUAUUGCAAGAGGUUCUGAGUUAUUCUCAUCUUAUUAUUUAUUCUUUAACCAAUCAAUAGACAACAAUUUUAGCCAUGCACGCAUAUAUUUUACCUGUGGCUGUUUGGCUUGAAUUUCUUUCUUUUCUUUAGAACCUUGUGAGUUGAAUUUUAAUUAAUACAUAUGGAAAAUUUCAUUUGUAUACAGUAUACUGGUAUAUUACAUAUAAACGCUAUAGGUCUUAGGUUAUGACACAAAUAGUACUCCUUAAAGAACAGGAAAGCUACCAUACACGUCAUUCAGUGCCAACUAUGGAACGAUCUACAACCAACAAGAUUUAGUGAAUCUCUGCAGCAAGGAGUAUACAUAGGUCAUAGCAUGCUUAUUUAACUAUCUUUAGAACUUGUUGCUGCAGUCCUUUGUAUUCACACUAUAAUCCAUUCAAAUCUUAGACAAAAGAAGAGAUUUCUGCAUUGACUUGAGUCUCAGCUAUUUGACUUGGUCUGGACUAUAAGAAAUCUAUAGUUUAUGUAAGUUUUAUAGCCCUAAGGGUUUUUCUUACAGGGUGUUGUGGAUGUUCUGGCGGAGGCUUGUGAGAGACUUAAAUGGACGAAACCAACAAAGAUUCAGAAGGAAGCUAUUCCUCUUGCUUUAGAAGGUCAGUUCUUUAGGGAUGCAGGGAAGGUAAUCCAAAAGUUUUCCUACAUAAAUUCAUAAAUCAUGCAAUUUUAUGAGAGAGCUCUUGCUUCAUCACAACAAUGCUCUACAUGUCACUUUUUGUAACCCCCUCAAAUUUUUAUAGUUAUUUUUUAAAUAGCUUAUUUUUUUCUAAUAACAAAUUAUAAAUUUGACAUCACUUCAUCUAAUUAAUCGUAAAUGUUUUCCACAUAACCCUACAUGUAUAAUAAAGGUUUUUUAAUAUUUUUUUAGGCAAAGAUGUUAUUGGUCUUGCUGAGACAGGAUCUGGAAAGACUGGUGCAUUUGCUUUACCCAUUUUACAAGCAUUGCUGGAUAAACCUCAGAGGCUAUUUGCUCUUAUCCUUACACCAACUAGAGAAUUAGCGUAUCAAAUUUCAGAACAAUUUACAGCACUAGGUUCAACAAUUGGAAUAAAGUGUGGUAAGAAUCCUUGACAAAAAUUUUGGCAAAAAACAAUGUUCUCAUUAUCUAAGACCUGAACAUUUUUUAUAAGAUGUGGAAUGUUAUUAAAAUAUUUGUUAUCUGUAAUUAAAUCUUAACGUAAUCCCUUGUGUUUUCAAUAUCAUGUUGUUCCCAAUGAAAGCAGUUGUGUCACAAGUAUAUUGGGCCUUCUUGUCCUGAAUAUGUAACUUCCAUUACGUGGUACCCCAGUAUAUAAAAUGAUAACUUUUAUGAUGAGGGCCUCUGUCAGCUAAUAGUGAAAGUAAAUUAUAGAACAAUUCUGAUCUUCAAUUUUAACAGUUCUUUUUAAAAAUAGACAUUUUGUGAUAACUCCGUUGUUGGUUUUAACCAGUUUUGAGGAGUGAGCUACACUGUUUCAUACUAAAUAACUAAUAUCUUCUUUCUUUAGCUUGAUGCCUUUUAUUUUAUUCUCUUAAGCUGUCAUUGUUGGUGGUAUUGAUAUGUUUGAUCAAGCACUGAUGCUGGCUAAGAAGCCACACAUAAUUAUUGGUGAGUUUUUUUAAAAUUCAUUUUCAUCAUCUUUGCCUAAGAAUAUAGAAUUUUCAAUGAAAAGUUUUGAAACCUGGUUCUAUUUUAUGGUUUAAAACACUAAUCAUUUUUGUUCCAGCAACCCCAGGGAGACUGGUGGACCAUUUAGAGAAUACCAAGGGCUUUAGUCUGAGGGCUUUGAAAUUCCUGGUGAGUAAAAAUCUCAAUAACUCAAUUUUUAGCCUUCUGAUUUCUAUUGCUUUAAAGAAAAUCAUUAAUCCAAUUACAGGUUUUAGUGGGCCUCAUCUUACACAUAUGUAAAAUAAAAUGAACUCUGAAACAAGUAGUUUUAAUUUCAAAAGGGGUCAACCAAUCAUUAUGUAUGCCAAAGUAGUCAAAUUUAUGCCCCCCACCCCCGGUUGCACCUUUACUUUUUUGGGAACACCCCUAUGUUUAUGUUCAAUAAAUCCUUACCCACUACCUAAAGAAUAAAUAUUUAUUAAUCAUUAUGACAUUCAAGACAUUUAAAUUAAGUCAAGUCACAAUAAACCAGUGUUUCCUAACUUGUAUAAAGUCUCUGGGAAGUACUUUUCUUAUUUAUAUGGAUGGGUGGCAUUUUCAGCCAAAUGCAUUUUUUUUUUAUGUCGGGGAGUGGGGUAGUUUGCAAAAAUCUUUACCACCCUCAGAUUCGUCAUCUGGGCCAUGUAAGGGGUCUAAAGUUGUGAUGUGGACAAAUAUUAAAAUAUGGUAGUGAAAUUUAAAUGCAGCGUACACAAAAUCCUAAAGUGGAAGGAAGGCCUCCAGAAGUCUUUUGUCUUUUCUGUCUGCCCAGGGCUGCACUAACCUUAGCUACACCAUUGCUCUGCAAUAUAGGAUACAUUUUAAAGUGAUCAGCCAUUUAUUACUUAAUUUGUUUUUGCCUUGUUUAUGUUUAUGACUUGUUUAUUAAAAGUCCAAUCUCUUUGCCCGUUAUCAAUAUGACUUUGCUUACGUUCUAUCGAAUCUGUAUAUAUUUGUCAACAUUGUUUUGUCAUGAAUUACAUUUUCUGGAUUGGCAAAGUCUAAAAUUAUAUUUCUUAUAAAAUUUAUGUUAUUAAAAGUGUGUCCAGUAUGAAUAUUGAACAACUAGUUUUACAUUAUUUAAAUAAUCUUUAUGCUUGUUUACCAUAUAUGUGAAAUAUUUUACUUUCUAAAUCAAAUUGAAACCUUUAUGAUGUCAUUGUUAUCUUAAUUACCAGGUCAUGGAUGAAGCUGACAGAAUCUUGAAUAUGGAUUUUGAACAAGAGGUUAGUUAUAUUAUGCUCCAUGUUUUGCACGACAACAAAGUUUGGAGUCUAUGUACAAAGACUGUGGAUAUGUUCAUCUAGUUCCUACAAUUUCAGUUGAUAUUCUUGAAAACUUCAAACUUUUAAUUAGUUUUCUUUAACUUUUAAUUUUUUUAUGUAUAGCCGGUAUUUACAGCUAUACUUUUUCAAAUACUUUUCAGGUUGAUAAGAUUCUGAAAGUUAUCCCAAGAGAAAGAAGAACGUUUUUGUUUUCAGCAACAAUGACUAAGAAGGUUUGUCUCUAGUAUCUAGUUAUUUUGAAAUAAUUUAACAUGUUAAAGGUUAUCUGAAUUUUUUAAAAAGUACAGGUAAUAAUAAUUCUGUUUUAUUUUAAGGUUCAAAAACUGCAACGUGCUUGUCUAUCCAACCCAGCAAAAGUAGAAGUGAACACUAAGUACAAGACAGUGGACAACUUAGUACAGUCAUAUCUAUUUAUACCUGUGAAAUUUAAAGUAAGCACUGGAUACCUGACAUUUUUAACUGUUCUCCUGUUUUUGACAAAUAUCUAAGUUAGAUUGUAACACAUUUCCAAACUUAUGGGGUAAAGUUUAAAGUUCAAUAAAGUUUAUAACAGAGCUUCGUGAACUAUCUAAUAUUUUGCAUCUGCUGACUCCUAAAUCAAGGAUGUUUACUUGGUCUACAUUUUGAAUGAGCUUUCUGGAAACACUUUCAUCAUCUUCUCAAGCACCUGCAACAAUACACAAAGACUUGCCCUCAUGUUGAGAAACUUGGGAUUCAAAGCAAUUCCACUGAAUGGACAGAUGACGCAGGUGGGUACAAAGAAUUUCUUCUCCUCCUCCCAUAUAAGUUGGGGGUUGCAUCAGUUGAAUAUGCAAAUUGUUGAUUAGUAAAUUGUGGAAAUGUGCUUGUGUAAAAAAAAAUUUCUCUUAUAUUUAUAUUGUAUAGAAUUAAAUUAUUUAGCUGUAUGUCAGAUUCUUUUUUCCUUGUACUGUUUCAUGUUCUAGAAUUCACAAUAUCAGGAAGGGAGUAUGAGUCAUGGCUGCUUUAAAUCCAUGAUUGGAUUAUCUGUUUUUGUGAAUAUGGAGACUAUUUAUUUGGUUUUGCCUGUAUCUAUUAAUUAUUAUAUUGUCACAGUAAUACAAAGAGGAUCAUUUAUUGAUCCAUCAUUGUCCUCAACUGUCACAGUGAUCCGGGUUAUUAUUUUUUUAGGUGUUACACCUAAUAUGAUAUUAAUGGUAUAUGUUCUUGAAUUAUGUUUCGAUAUUAAUUUUUAAAGGAAAAAAGACUUGGGGCCCUAAAUAAAUUCAAGAGUAAGAGCAGCUCUAUUCUCAUUGCCACAGACGUUGCCAGCAGGUAUGGUUUUUCUGAUUCUGGUUAUUGUUAUAUACUUAUUAUUAUAAUUAUAGACUAACAAUAGGUGAAUAUAUAAUGUCAUUGUUGGUUGAGUUCAGUAUGUUACCUGUGGAGCAUCAUAAUACUUUUUUCAUUUCAGAGGUCUUGACAUUCCACAUGUGGAUGUAGUGAUAAAUUUUGAUAUCCCCACACAUUCAAAAGACUACAUCCAUAGAGUUGGUCGGACGGCAAGAGCAGGUCGGGCAGGGAAAGCCAUUACUUUUGUAACUCAGUGAGUAACUUGGAGCAUAGCCAUGCUUAUUAAUUUGUCAGAAAUACUUAACUGCUGCAUGUUUCUCUACUGGUUAACAGUUCAAAGUUAACAGUCUAAUUGGUGUAUGUUUGCCUCAUUCAGGUCAAAUUGUGACUUAAUUUAAUUCAAAAGUUCAAUUCCUUAAGGCUGGUUACCAGAGUUAAUUACUAACUCCACUGAACAUAAUGGAGUAACUCAAUUUUCAUUUGAAAUAUUUUGACUUAAAAAAGUUCCUAAAUGUCAAUGGGUUUUGUGAAACAGCAGUGAGAGAUUGGUUAUGUCACACUGGGCCACAUUGCGCAUUUAAUCAUAGCCUGUUGGAAUGCGAUAAUUAAACUUUCACUCGUUAAUACAUUUAUUUACACUUAUUCAGUGCAGACAUUUGGUUGCUUUUAAUUUAUAAUCAAGUCAAAGGUUAUUGAGCUGAGCAACAAUUUCUAAAAAAAAUGUACUUCCAAGGUGAACAAUUUCUAAAAAUAUAUCAGCUACCGUGUGUGAAACAAAUGGUUGUCUCCUUAACGUAAUUUGUUUAAAAAGUUACUUCUCAUAAACUGAGAAGUUCAUGCGACUGAAUGUUUAUAUCCUUAGGUAUGAAGUUGAACUUUACAAGAGGAUUGAGGAACUCAUAAAAAAACAACUUCCUCUCUAUAAAACAGAGGAGGAGGAAGUUAUGCAGUUAGUUGAGCGAGUCAGUGAGGCUCAAAGAUAUACCAAAAUUGUGAGUACAACUAAAGUGCACAUUUAGAGAACUCAACCCAUUGGCUAAUUCAAGUAUUGGUACUAACUUUUAACUUUAGCUCUCUGACACCUGAAAGCUAUGCAUGGGAAGAUCAUAAUUAAGUAUAUCUACCCUAAUCUUAUGAAAAUAAUUGUUUAAACCACUAAACAUCAUGCAAUUUUAACAAAAAACAAACAUUUAAGUAUAGAAAAUGAAUGAAAUUAAAAAACAUAUUUAUAAAUGAUCAUUAAUAGUUUUAAAAAUUUCCGCUUCAUUUUAGUGCAUGGUUUUAGGUGAAUUUAGGUUUUGGAAAAGCAUAUCUUGCAAAGGUUCCACUUUACACAUAAGACAGCCAGUUGUCUCCCUGGUUCUACCACUCAGCAUCUUGUUAUCAUCAAUGGAAUAAGUGGUAACAUCAAUAAUUUCUGCCAGGAGUCUGUCUCACACGGGCCGGUGGUUUUCCAGGCACAUCUGUUUGUUUCGCAUGGCAUAAACUGCACCAUUUCAUAAGUCAUAAACAUUCAGAAAUAAUCUGCCAUUAGUAGGACGGUUAUGAAUUCCACCUUCUAUUUCUGUAAAUCUUUCUAUCUGAUAAGCUGACAUUAGUCAAAAUGCCUGAACCACACUCUGUGACAUUGUUACAUCAUAUUCAUCAGUAUCAUGAUUAUCAAAGAUUCUGAUUCUAAUGGCAAUGCAAUCUCCUUUAAAUAUUCAAAAUCAUAGACUCAUCCCCAUGGUAAGAAUUGUUUAUGAAUUAAAAAAAGCACUAGACCAGCAAUCAUAAUAAAACUGAAAAGUAAUAAACGGACAUCAAAAAAAAUUCACUAAAACUAGUCCAACUUCAAACAAGAUAGCUCACUGAGAUAAAAAAAAAAACGUCUUUUGGAAAAAAAGAGAAAAGAAAUACCAGGUACCGAUACCCAAUUUUCAAGUAUCAAUUCUAUUUGCACAGAGUCAAGGCUUUUCAUGAUAUGGAAAUGUUAUGUUUCUGAUUACUAGGUUUUUUGUGUGUUUUUUUUUUUUUUUUUUUUUUACCAAAAUUUACCUUUUUUAUUUCAGGAAAUGAAAGAUGCAGAAGCAAAGAAGCUGGCUGCAAGAAAAAAGAAACGAGGGCAAGAUGAUGAUGACACAGAGUUUCUAUUUGCACAGAGUCAAGGCUUUUCAUGAUAUGGAAAUGUUAUGUUUCUGAUUACUAGGUUUUUUGUGUGUUUUUUUUUUUUUUUAUUUUUACCAAAAUUUACCAUUUUUAUUUCAGGAAAUGAAAGAUGCAGAAGCAAAGAAGCUGGCUGCAAGAAAAAAGAAACGAGGGCAAGAUGAUGAUGACACAGAGGAAGCAACAGGUGUGAGAGAGAAAUUUAAGAAGAAGCGAAAGGCAUAACGCCCAGAUAGAGAGUUAUGUAAAUAUAUGUUGUGGCCUUUGCAUUAGUUGACACUGAAUAUCGGACUGAUAUACCUGACUCACAGGACUUAACAUUAACAUGAAUAAAAAAAUAAUUUUUUCAAACAUAUGGUUUUCUUCUUCUAUCCCAUGUUUGUAUGAAAUGUACAACAGAUUAAUGUUGGAGGCACAAUGCCCCUCACUCAAAAGAUACAAAACAUGACAGACACAUCAAAUAAACUUUGACCACUUGCAAAUUGUGAUAGGGCAUGAGGGACAAUG
Lymnaea stagnalis (great pond snail) is the source of this 8124-nucleotide messenger RNA. The record is from the annotation of a GenBank genome assembly. Lineage: Eukaryota; Metazoa; Mollusca; Gastropoda; Lymnaeidae.